Molecule: messenger RNA, 486 nt
Organism: Nicotiana tabacum (common tobacco)
Lineage: Eukaryota; Viridiplantae; Streptophyta; Magnoliopsida; Solanales; Solanaceae
Source: RefSeq, a predicted model, not a curated record
AUGAGCUCAGUGUCAAAGGAAUUGAUAACAGGGAUUGUGUAUGCGAAGAAUGCUAGAGCUGUUUGGGAAGAUUUGAGGGAACGAUUUGAUAAGAUGAACAUUUCACGAGUGUAUCAGAUGCAUAAAGCAAUAGCUACAAUUACUCAAGGAGCUGAUAGUGUGUUAGUGUAUUUCUCCAAACUUCGUAAUAUCUGGAAUGAGUUUGACAACAUGAAGGUCUUACAGUUUUUUAUGGGCUUGAAUAAAACCUACGAACAAGCUAGAAGCCAAAUCUUGAUGAUUAGCCCUACACCAAGAAUUAAUAAGGCAUAUUCAAUGUUGGUUGAGAGGGAAAGCCAAAGAUCAGUGGCCAACAUCAUGACAGCAGGGGAUGUAAGUGAUUCUGCAGCUCUUUUGGCUGGUUUCAAAGGGAAGAAGAAAAUGAACAAUGCAUAUAAUGCUUGUGCUGAAAACAAUCAGCCCAAUGUAACUGCUCGAAAUACAUGA